Messenger RNA from Camellia sinensis, 1315 nucleotides. The record is from RefSeq and is a predicted model, not a curated record. Lineage: Eukaryota; Viridiplantae; Streptophyta; Magnoliopsida; Ericales; Theaceae.
AAAGCAACGCUUUAUUUAGAAGGGAAAGCAACGCACUAACGAAACCAUCAACAACACCCAAACCAGAAAAAUACCAAACGCCCAAUCGCCAUUCAACCCACCAAACACUUUCCGAAAUCUUUUGAUUUCUCACCGACCCAAACCAUUCGACAAAUAACCAGAUCGGAUCGAUCUCUGUCUAUCUCUCUCCUCGAUCAAACGCUUCAUCAAUCUCUCUACGACCUCAGGUUGUAUUCCGGUGUUUGUAUUAAUUGGAGUUGUGUACUUGACAUUGAAUUUGGGUGGGUUAGUCGGAAAUUGAUUGAUUUUGUGGUUGGUGUUUUGGAUAGGAAGGGUCUAGUUUGAUAUCUUUGGAUUAGUACAUUUUCAGUUCAUUCAGACAAGCUUUGUAAGUUCUGAAGUAAAUUUGUUGGCUGUUGGGUGGUUGGGAGGGUUGGAGUGUAGAUGGCUCUGACCUCAAGCAGGAAAUGAGAUGAACGAGAGUGAUUCAGAUACAGAAAAGGAUAAGAUCACUGAACAUAACUACAGUCAGAAACGAAGUCAAGGGUCAAGUCUUCCGAGGGAACCUUCUUUCUCGGGUUGGUGUGAUGAAGAUGGGGUAUUCCAUACAGAUGACCAAUUAGAAAAUGUGGAUCUAAUAGAGGACUUCCACUUUGAAUUGCCUUUGCUACAACAAGGUGGGUUAGAAAAGGGUCAUUUAGACGGGGAGAUGAAUGGUGAAAAUGAUAAGGAUGGUGUUCCAACUCAUGAUGUGAGAAAUGCAAAUGGAAAGUAUGUGGCUUUUGAUAUUGAAAAUGUGUCUGAAAGAGAGCAAAAUUUCUCAAAUCUUGGAGAAAAUGGCUCCAAUUCUAUGGAUAACCAUGGAGCAUCUCAUUCACAUAGAAAGAGUGCUAUUUCUGCCAUUGAUGUCAUGAAGACUUUGUUUUUUAUACUUGUCUGGUACACUUUCAGCACGAUUUUGACCCUGUACAAUAAAACUCUCUUAGGAGAUGAUUUGGGAAAGUUCCCAGCUCCUUUAUUGAUGAAUACAUUUCACUUUGCAAUGCAAGCUGUGUUAUCAACUGCUAUAACAUGGUUUUGGCCUCAAAGAUUUCAGCCCAGGGUAACUAUGUCAUGGAGGGAUUACUUCAUGAGAGGUAACUCUCUUGCUUUUAUAUCCUGUUCUUUUGUUUUACUCAACCAAUUUGGGUAUAAAUUCAAUUUUGGUGUAUUCGUUUAUGAAUUUUCAUGUCUUUUGUUGUUUUUCCUGAGUAACAUUGUAGUUUAUGUGGAAAUUGCCAGUGUAGAUAAGUUCCCUUAGCCUCUUUUCUUUUAU